Molecule: messenger RNA, 1140 nt
Organism: Penicillium argentinense
Lineage: Eukaryota; Fungi; Ascomycota; Eurotiomycetes; Eurotiales; Aspergillaceae
Product: DNA helicase ZGRF1-like domain-containing protein
Exons: 2
Coding region: 1-1140 (379 amino acids)
Biological process (GO): double-strand break repair
Cellular component (GO): nucleus; site of double-strand break
Source: RefSeq, a predicted model, not a curated record
AUGUCUGUCCCAUCGUCCGCACCGCGUGUUACCGCUCCGACCUCCUCCCAGACUCCCGUCACCGCGUCCGUCGUCAAGUUCCGAUGUUUAUUCACCCAUGACCUGCGCCGCAAGUCGAAACGCUGGCAGGAUGGCUACCUCCGAUACCAUGCCUUCAAUAAACGAGUCAUGGUCUAUGACGAACAUGGCAAUUACAUCGGCGAUCAUCACUGGCGGGCCGCCGAAGAGGUGCAAGACGGCGACGAGCUGGAGCUCGAUAAGGGCGUGUUGAUUGAAGUCGGCGAGCGCAUGAGCACCACGCAGCAGGAUCUCACAAACUUGUUCGAGAAGAAGCGCUCCAGCCAGGCGUCCCCAGGAACGCCAUCUCACUACAGAGACUCCCAACCCUCGCAACCGCCGCGUCCAACGCCGACCCCCGUUCGAGCUACCGGCGGAUCCUCGCAGUCGUUUCGUUCGUUGAAUGACCUGCUGGGGAUUAAACGAACACCAAUUGGCCAUCUUGUGUCCCCGUACGAAGAACGUCAUCCUCCACCGACGCCAAGCCUUCCUGGAUCCUCCGCACGACCCCCCAAACGACCGCGAGUUUCAGCCGAGAACCCCCGGACGGCACCACCGAGUCCCCCUGCACGGGAAGUAGUGAGACGUCAGCAGGACACGAGGCCUAACCCGCCUAUUACGCCGCUCGAAAAGCCAAAACCGAAACCGAAAGAAACGCCUCGGAUUCCCAAUCCUCCGAGUAAUCCUGCCAGUACACUUGCGAAACCGUCUCUGCCCCUGCCAUCAGAAACAAGACCGCGACCUCCAAAUUCUACUGCUCACACGGCGCGUGAGGAUGCCAGUGUCGAACCGUCUAAACAUCGCGACCUCCCGAAUAACGAUAUUUCACGACCCUCACGCCCAAAUAAUGAUCAAGAGCCACCAAAGAAACCCGGCAAUGUUUUGCGCAUGGCAAAGGAAAAGCCCCGUCGGAAGUUGAUGUACAAUGCACUAUUGCCUACUUCGAGUAGCAGUGACGGGUUUCAAAAGUCGUCCUCGGUUUCAUCAAUGGGCCCUCCCAUGGGCCCUCCCAGCAAGCGAAGCCAUCCUGCGUCAAAUCCGAGCCCUAAAAAGUCGGAGUCAGUACAUGCCCGCAAUAUCUGA